AUGGAGCCCGCGCCGCCGAGCAGCAACCGGAGGCAGGGGCUGCCCUGGAACAGGGCAGCCUCCCAGGCUGGAGCUGCGGAGCCGGGCGGCCGCCACAAGAUGGAGCCAAGUCACCAUGGCAACCUGGACCAAGGCCCGUCCUCCCCUGUUGGGUCUCAGCCUGUGUCACCCCGGGGCAGCAUCGUGGGAGUGGUAUCAUCUGGGUUGUUCCCUAACCAGCUCAGCUCAGAUGGAACUGUUCGGUACCAGCCAGAAGGAUCCAGCAGCUCCGUCAGUACUGUGUACAGUGGAGGGAAUGUGUCUCGUGGGAGUAGGCCCGACACUCUAUUUGAUCCUUUCCAUGUUCGGUCACAGCCUGAAGGGUCUCGUCACUCGGGGCUUGAGGAGAGGGCUGGUGGCAGGGAAAUCCAGCCCCUCUCUUUGGAUAAUAGCAGAGCUCAGGCAGAGGGUGCCGGCGGGUCCCAAAUGUUCAACACACCAAGUUUACGGUCUCCAGUAGAACUACGUCCACUUUCUCCAGCCUCUGGCAGCUCUUCUUCCCUUUCCAAUGUGUCACCUUCCUUGAAACUUACCCUGUCACCCAGUCGUGGCAUUAUGCCUGAGCUCUGUGCCUUGGACCCAAUGACCUCUGGCAUCUUGGCCGCAGUGGAGCUGAAGGACACCCUCCCAAAGGCCGAAUCUAGUGACCACAUCUGCCUGAACCGGACCGGCUCGUCCCACAGACCUAUGUCCCUCCCCAAAGCCGUCUCUAGUGAGUACAUUUCAGGUGGAAGGGUUGGCCCUUCAAAAUCAUCUAUGUUGUCCAAGGCUGAGUCAGAGGAAUUCAUCUCAUAUGGGAGGACAGGGCACUCCUCCAAACCACUGGAUGUGAGCAGCAGCAACAUUAACACCAAAGAAAGUCUUCUGGGAAGAUGGAACAAACCCAAACUCAAGCCAAUCAAUGAGUUUCGUAUCACCGUGGUAACCUGGAAUGUUGGCACAGCCAUGCCCCCCAGUGACGUGACAUCCCUCCUACACCUCAACACAGGGGAUUCCAACGAUACAGACAUGAUAGCCAUUGGGCUGCAGGAGGUGAACUCCAUGAUCAACAAGAGACUGAAGGAUGCCCUCUUCACCGACCAGUGGAGUGAACUGUUCAUGGAUGUGUUGAGCCCAUUUAAUUUUGUGCUGGUGAGUACGGUGCGGAUGCAAGGGGUCAUCCUAAUGGUCUUCGCCAAGUACUACCACCUGCCCUUUUUACAGGACAUCCAGACGGACUGCACCAGGACAGGACUGGGAGGAUAUUGGGGCAACAAGGGUGGGGUGAGCGUGCGCCUCUCCAUAUUUGGGCACAUGGUCUGCUUCCUGAACUGUCACCUGCCAGCACACAUGGAAAAAGCAGAGCAGCGCAAGGAGGACUUCACCACGAUCCUCAACUUACAACAGUUUGAGGGACCAUCAGCUAACGGGAUCCUCGACCAUGACAUUGUCUUCUGGUUUGGUGACCUCAACUUCCGCAUUGAGUGCUUUGACAUCCGCUAUGUGAAAUAUGCCAUCGACAAUAGCAUCCUUCACCAGCUCUGGGAGAGAGACCAGCUGAACAUUGCAAAGAGCACGUGGCCCAUUCUGAAAGGUUUCCAAGAAGGAGCCCUGAACUUCCCUCCAACCUUCAAGUUUGAUGUGGGAACCAACAUGUAUGACACCAGUGCCAAGAAACGGAAGCCAGCUUGGACGGACCGCAUCCUGUGGAAAAUUAAAGGCUCCAGCAUCCCAGCGCAUCCUGGGAGGUCCAGCUCUGGUGUCCUGGCCGUGAGUCAGCUAUGCUAUUGCAGCCACAUGGAGUACACUGUGAGCGACCACAAGCCCGUGGUCUCCAUCUUUUCAGUGCAAUUUGCUUCCAGGGCUGAUGUACCCCUGGUGGAGCUUCAGGUUUCUGAUGAGUGGACAAAGCCGGAUCAGGCCAUCAUCUGGUAUAAGGUCUCUUCGGCUUACCAUCGCAGCUCCUGGGACUGGGUUGCUCUAUAUAGGGUGGGCUUUCGCCACUACAAGGACUAUGUCGCCUAUGUGUGGGCAAAGCAGGACGACACUGAGAGCAACAUUUACCAGUUAACAUUUCCAGAGGAGUCUUUGCCUAAAGGAAAAGGUGAAUACAUCUUGGGUUACUAUAGCAACAACUACAGCAGUAUGGUUGGUGUGACAGAGCCCUUCCAGAUUUCACUGCCCACCUUGGAACAGUUAAGCAGUCCCACAGACAGUUCGACAGCAACUUCCGAAGAGGAGGACGACAGCACUCUGGUGCUUCUUGGCCCCAAGUCCCGCAGCCCCAGUCCUGGGAAGAUGAAGCGCCAUCGUAGCCGCAGCCCCAGCCUGGCCAAAUUCCAGGGCCUGAUCUUGCGAUCCUCAAGCCGGGACCAGGGCACCAGCCGCAGCCCUUCUCCCCAGGGCCGCCGCACCAGCAACAUCCUGAAGGCAGAUAUUCCCAGCAUCCAGUUUUCCAAGGACAGCGCCCGGCAACGCUCCAAGUCACGGGAGAUGGUGCCAAACCCAGAGAGCUGUGCGGGCCCUAGGCUUCAGGCAGCCUGGCGUUAUGACGAGAACCCCCUGGCGCGGGCUGACCCUCGCAAUCUGGGUUUGCUGCCAGCUGUGCGCUUGGAGACCAUUGACCAGGUCAUGGCCCACCGGCGGGGGAGCACUGAUCAGGUCCUGCCUGCCCGCAGAAUGAGCCCCACUAGCCCUACGGCGGGGCUGUCUGCCCUUUUUAGUACCUCCCCAAAGGAAGGGGGAUCCCAGGAUUCCCAAGAUUCCAACAACCACAGCCAUGAUGUGGGACUCUGAGAGGACAGAACCAGCCACCCUGAAAACCAUCCUGUGUAGCAAGCUUGCAGUAUUACUUCCUUGUGUCCUUGCCUGCCAGUGCUCCGCUGUGUGUGAUCUCUGUCUCCCCCUGGUGUGAUGCAAGCCCUUCCGCUCUGGGAGGUGCUGCCACUCGUGAGGCCCUGCCUUCUGACUCAGUCCACCUGACAAUCAACCCUGCCUCUCAUCAGGGGCUGUACAUUGUGAACAAAAGGCCUCUUCCUUUGAUUUCCCCACCUUCUAUCAAUCAUGCAGCCUCAAAACCUCCUCAUAAUGAACUACUUUGUUGAGUCCCCACCCAGUGAAGGCCUAGUUUAGCCCCAAGAUGAAACCUGUCCUCCCAGAGGACCAUUUCUGCUCUCAAACUGCAGUGCUGUGCGGGUGAGGGUGACAACUUUUCUCUAAAGGCCCUGGAGCCAACUGUCAGUCAGCUUGGCUGGAGAUGGCUCAGACAACAGGGGUAGCUGAUCUAGAGGGAGGAGCAAGUGAAACCCAUCCCCCUGACCGAAUUUGGAAGGGAGUGCUUGAGGGGGGCUACGUUCAACUGGGUGCAAAAGACUUGGGGGGCUUGGUGGCCAAAGCAAGUGCCACACAGAGUCACUGCUCAGCCCACUCCCAAGGAGAUGCCCAGCAACAGGAUCAAAACAAACGCAGAGCAGGCAGAAGCAGGAGAGGCCUAGAUUUAUGAACAGGAAGCAGGCCGCUUUACCAUCGCCAAGGCAACAGUGGCUCUGGUUGUACAGCCAGUUGGGGCUGCAGUGGUGGUGGUGGGGUUCCUAUAAUAUCGUGGCAUUUAGCAAUGAGUACCUGCCUGGCAGUUUUUGCUGGAGGAAGAUGAGGGGGAUGUAAUGUACAGUUGGUCCCACGGGGGCUGUAGGAACAAGGGCGUGGCUCUCUGUGUCUACAGUUCUGGAGCAAAGAUGGUGUUGGGGAGUCAAAAGCCUAAAGGAUCACUUUGGUUUCUUGGGCCUAGGUAGGCCGAUGAUGCCAUGGACCCAAGAACAAAGAAAGCUGCCCAGGGAACAGGGGGGAGGAAGGGGGGCUGGUCUCCCCGUAGGCAGAUCUAUGACCUUCG
Eublepharis macularius is the source of this 3907-nucleotide messenger RNA. It is a transcript of the gene INPP5J, whose product is annotated as inositol polyphosphate-5-phosphatase J. Gene Ontology annotation, biological process: negative regulation of peptidyl-serine phosphorylation; phosphatidylinositol dephosphorylation. Bases 1 to 2814 code for a protein of 937 amino acids. NCBI's taxonomy places the organism in Eukaryota, Metazoa, Chordata, Lepidosauria, Squamata, Eublepharidae. The transcript has 13 exons. Gene Ontology annotation, molecular function: phosphatidylinositol-4,5-bisphosphate 5-phosphatase activity; phosphatidylinositol-3,4,5-trisphosphate 5-phosphatase activity. Gene Ontology annotation, cellular component: plasma membrane; cytoplasm; ruffle. The record is from RefSeq and is a predicted model, not a curated record.